GUGUGCAGUCUAAAGCCUAAUGAGAAAGGUUUAUAGUGUACAGUCUAAAGCCUACUGAGCAAAGUUUUUAGUGUACAGUGUACUGUCUGAAGCCUACUGAGAAAGGUUUAUAGUGUACAGUCUAAAGCCUACUGAGCAAGGUUUAUAGUGUACAAUGUACAGUCUAAAGCCUACUGAGCAAGGUUUAUAGUGUACAGUGUACAGUCUAAAGCCUACAGAGCAAGGUUUAAAGUGUACAGUGUAUGCAGUCUAAAACCUACCGAGCAAGGAUUAUAGUGUACAGUGUACGGUCUAAAGCCUACUGAGCAAGGUUUAAAGUGUGCAGUGUACAGUCUAAAGCCUACUAAGCAAGGUUUAUGGUGUACAGUGUACAGUCUAAAGGCUACUGAGCAAGGUUUAUAGUGUACAGUGUAUAAUCUUCAGAGGUGUUUACUUUAAAGUGUACAACUGUGUAGACACGAGGCCCUAUGUCGGCCUCUUAAAUCCGGUCUCUGGUCAUAUCCAUUGUUCUCCUGGAGGUUGAGAAGGAAGGAACCUGGGUAGUGCUCUCUUCUCGGAUUCAGUGACUCUCUUUAAACCAUAUCUUCUCCCUGCUCUCCGACCCAUCUGGAGCAGAAAGCAAUCCAACUCUAUACUCUCAGAUAAAGAUGAAACUAGGUGCAGGGUUUAUGAGAUGAAGGUGGUCUAAUAGAUCUGUGUGAAGGUUAACCAGGGACCAGCUGUUUAUAGUAUUAUAGGAUGAAGAAGGAAGCUCUGUCAGGGGAAGAACUUGCCAAGGAGAAGGAGAGGAUGGUUCGAGAACUGAAGAAAGCAGUAAAACAAGUUAUGGAGGAAAGUGUGGCAAAAAAGACUGUGCAUGAGGAAAGUAGUAAUGUAUCUGCUGUCUGUAGUAUAGUGGAUAAUUGUCUAGCUUUAGGUCUACGAAGAAGGGCUCUAGGAUUGUUUAAGACAAGUUCAAGUAUAGCGCUCUUACAGAAGAUUAGCAGAGAAAACCCAGAUGCAGGAGCAGUUAUGAAAAGGAUCGAUGAGUUGGAGAGUAGAGGAGAGGGUAGAAGGAAAAGUUCUUCAAGUUCAGAUUCAAUAAUCUCAUUCUCAUCUAGAUCUACACAAAGGGUUGAUUCCUCGUCUAAUCUGGUUUCCAGCAGCAGUAACAGGUUCUACUGGAUCAGAAUUGCUCUGUUUGAGAAGAAACUUCACAGGAUUCUCAGUUAUCUUACUCAAAACUCAGAUAGGUUCUAUGAUUGUUCUAAGUCUCUGAUAGGAGACCCUGACUACGGUCCUUUACUCUCCUCUCUACUAGUUGGACCCUGUGCUUUAGAGUACAGCAGGGUUUCCGCUCAUGAACAGUACUGGCAUGAUCCCCCAGCUGAUGAACUGGUUCAGCGGCAUCGUAUCUCAUCCUUAAACUCACGUGGAUCACAGCCCGCCACACCAAACAGGGGAUUUAAAAGAAUGCUAUCAUCGUAUGAGAGUGAGGAAAGGCGCAGUUCUAUCCCUCAUAUAGCAAGAGAGUACGUGGAAUCCCUUCACCAGAAUAGAAAAUCCGCUCUUCUAUACGGAAAGAACAAUAUAAAUGUUUUACAACGGAAUUCAACUGGGGGGCUUCCUGGCUACCUCUCUCUCCAUCAGGACGGAGAAGUACUGACUUUAAAGUGGACUCCAAACAGUUUAAUGGAUGCCAGGAGUCCCUUGUUGUCUGAAUCUAGUUCUAUCUCUGGGUGUUCCAGCCCAGCUUCAGCUACCUGGCUCCAGGCUUUGCAGGUCAACCUGUCAACAAUCCUCUACAUUCAUUCACAUCAGGAUACAGAUACAGGGGGAACCCUGGUUAUGGUGGGACGAGAUGGUAUCCAGUAUCCUCCGAUGCAUUUUCCUCCCGGAGAAAGUACAGAUUCCUUCCUUGAUGUUCUAGAAUCUGCUCUGCAACCUAAAGAAAUGUUGGAUCCGCCCCUGGGAGGUUCUAAGGAUUCAGAAAAUCUCAGGGAGAACGGUAAAGAUAUUGUCUACAAGAUAAGACCAACAACAACGGGAAGAAAAAGCUCGGAUGAUGGGUUGACUGCGCAUGACAGUUUGCAUAAAACGAAGAGUUUAGACUGGCUGGCUAAUUUCUUCCAUAUCAGUAAGAAAAUGCAGAGCUUGCCGGCACAUACUUAUAUGCUUGAAUCUGAGGUUGAAACAGAAAAUAAUGAAUACAAGAUAUCGCCUGAUGAUUACACUAGAUAUCUUUCGGAAAGCUCUCAGAGUACUCCUAGUCCCAGCACCCCUAUCAAGGGACUUUGCCGCACAAUGAAAAAUCAGCUGAUUUCGCGGGCUUUCUAUGGCUGGUUAGCGCACUGUCGCCACAUGAAAACUGUCAGAACCCAUCUUUCAGGUCUAGUAUUACCUGGGUUUGAUCCCAGUGAGUCUGAAUCUGACGGGUUGACCGUAGAAGCGUGGACUGGUUUCAAGCUACAGGGUUUAGGGUCAACUCACAUUCAAAAUAAAAUUUACAGACUGAUCUACAAUGGUGGGAUGGAACAUGAGUUGAGAAAAGAGGUUUGGCCAUAUCUGUUGGGUCAUCUGAACUGGAACUUUACAAGUCAACAAGUUCACAUUAAAGACGGAGCAAUUCAAUCUGAAUACGAGAGAAAAAUCUCUGAGUGGGGUGCGCUGGAAGCCAUUGUUCUUCAGCAGGAUAGGGAGAUAAAUGCCGCAAAUAUUGCUAGAGUAAAUGGACAACUGAAAGAAAGAUCGGACAGUACUUCAAGUUAUGGAAUGCCAAAUAAUGUUUAUAUUUUAACAGUAUUAUUUUGUAGAGUAAAUGGACAACUGAAAGAAAGAUCGGACAGUACUUCAAGUUAUGGAAUGCCAAAUGAUGUUUAUAUUUUAACAGUAUUAUUUUGUAGAGUAAAUGGACAAUUGAAAGAAAGAUCUGACAGUACUUCAAGUUAUGGAAUGCCAAAUGAUGUUUUUGAAUCUGUUGAUGCACAUGAUCUAUCUGAAACGCCUGAUCGGCCAUCAACAAUUACUGAAGUUACAGAACAAUCUUCAACUUCCAGAUCACGUGUGUCCGAGGAUUCUGAAAACUCUGGACCUAGAUCUCACACGGAAAAUAAAAGAGCUGGAAAACGGGAUCCUAUUCUAGUAUCAGCAUCAGAUGAGGGUAUAGAAGACUUAAACGAUGAAGAUGAAACAUAUUCUAUUGAGAACAAGUAUGAUGGAGAUGGAUUCGAUGGAUAUCGUUUAGGUAAUCCGCGAAAAUUGAGCCGAGCUAAUCAUGAUCAAGGAUUCGGUUUCAAGAUUACUACUCCUAGUAUUGACAGCGGAAAUCCGGAUUCUACUCCUCCAGAGGGUAAACUAGAAGCUAGGCUGAUCUCCAGAAGUGAGAGUGAUGAACACAGUGUGUGUGGUUCUGAGAUCCAGGAGAUUACAAGAAACAUCAUGAAUCUCAGCUGUGAUUUCAGGGAUGAUUUGUUGGCGGCCCCCUCCCCAGUAUCCCUCUGCCCCUCCCCAGCCAGCUCAGAGGGUGGAACCUAUACAAUGGAGAUAUUGGAGAAGUUUGGUUUGAAUCUGCACAGAAUAGAAAAGGAUGUUGCAAGAUGUGACAGGAACCUUGAAUACUUCAGCCAACCAAUCAACCUGGAGAAACUUAGAAAUGUGAUUACUACAUACGUCUGGGAAAACCUUGAAGACGGUUAUAUGCAGGGAAUGUGCGACCUUGUCGCUCCUCUUCUUGUCGUUAUUGACGACGAAGCGAUCGUGUACUCCUGCUUUACCACUCUUAUGAAGAGGAUGAUCAAAAAUUUUCCAACAGGAGAAGCCAUGGAUUCAAAUUUUGGAAAUAUGAGAGCUCUGAUGCAGGUUCUGGAUCAGAGUCUAUAUGAUACUAUUCAACAAAAUGGCGAUUUUUCACACUUCUACUUCUGCUACAGAUGGUUUCUUCUUGACUUUAAACGAGAGUUUGAAUAUUCUUCCGUUUAUUUGGUUUGGGAAACUAUCUGGGCAGCCGCUAGAGUUUCAACUGAGCAUUUCUAUUUGUUCAUUGCCCUGGGACUAGUAGAGACCUACAGGGAUAUUAUUCUUGACAGAAAUAUGGAUUUCACAGAUAUAAUCAAGUUCUUCAAUGAAAUGGCUGAACGACAUCAAACAGAUCUGGUUCUGGCGGAAUCCAAACAAUUACUAAACUCUUUACGUAACCUUGUACAUGAUACAGAUUAAAGUGCAGUACAGUACAGUAGUGUUGUUUACUGUUGCACACAUAUUUUACAGCUUUUACAUUUCUCCAACACAAAACGUAAACAAAGAAUGUACAACUCUCAUACCUUUGGUUUACAAGUCUACUGCACAUUCUGGGUGGAAUAUAAACAACACUCAGCACUGAGUUUGUUUAUUUUCCUUAAAGCAACUCAAUUGUUAUUUUUUUGUUAACAAAGAUUUAAAGAGUUUAAUGUUUCUCUCGUAUAUCUUUUUAAAACUGCAGUACACAGUACAUAAGUUUAUUAAAGGAGGGAGGGGCGGCUGCGCAGUGCACACAGUCACACAGCCACCACUCCCUCCACGAUGAUUACUGGACUGGUGUAGCCCAAGAUAUCGUUAUGAAGCCCAGUAUCGGAAACCCAGUUUCUUGAAUGGGGUACGGCCAUUUUGUCAAUACUAUUCUUUUGUUAAAAAAUAUAACAUCUUUUAUAUUCUCUUAAAGAGUUUAUAUUUCUUAAAAUUGAAAUCUACACAAAGGUACAGACUCCGUUACGGAAACUCGGAAUUUUUGUUCAAUACUUUAAGAUUUUCGACUCGGAGCUGAAACCCUUUUAUUUGUCCUUUUGCUAACAUGACGUGACCGACUGUGUCUGUCCGAAGUACGUUGAAACACGACCUCUCUCGCCGAAAGCAAAUGGAAAGCCUAUUAAAAUUAGAUUAUGUGCUGAAAUAUACUUUUGGUGACAUCUAGCUGACAAACAUUGUAGAGUACGGAGACAUACAAAGUACGUCUAAGUUAGUUUAAGACAAUUCGGGCUCUGGGGCACAAUGCAAAUACGUAUUUCUUGACUAUUAUGUUUCUAAUGAAUGCAGUAUCAACCUUUAAUAAGAUAAACGAUAUACUUUGCAAAUAGUUUGGAUCAGAUAUCAUAUUAGUGGUGGAAUCUAUGGAGAAAUGUAAUAUUUUUUAUUAGAGAAAUAAUUGGGAAUCUUUCUUUAUAACUAUUUUUGCACUGUAGUGCACUGCACUAUACUGUUUUUUAAAUUGAAAAAUUUAAACAAAAUCAUGUACUGUAUUUUCCCAUAAAGGAACUGAGUCUUUGCCACA
Eurytemora carolleeae is the source of this 5281-nucleotide messenger RNA. RefSeq names its product small G protein signaling modulator 2. Lineage: Eukaryota; Metazoa; Arthropoda; Copepoda; Calanoida; Temoridae. Gene Ontology annotation, biological process: activation of GTPase activity. The coding region runs from base 739 to 4194 and encodes 1151 amino acids. The record is from RefSeq and is a predicted model, not a curated record. The transcript is spliced from 43 exons. Gene Ontology annotation, molecular function: GTPase activator activity.